CGGCUGAUGUACGGAGGCAAGAUGGAUCUUCAUGGAGGAUUGAUCACUUGGUUGGUUAUGCUGUUCUGCCAAGUAUCUAUCAGCUGCAUCACUGGAUGCAACCCUACUUCCACAAACAAAACUAUCCUCACUGAGGUUUCAAAAGGUUCUAAACCACCAACGAUUAAAGGUCGAACCUCACAAAAUGGAUUGAUUUACAGGAAUAAGGAGCUGAGCAAAAGGGACGUUGAAGAUGCUGCUUUGAAUUUGUUAGGUUCGAACUUUUAUCCCGAGAAUACUAUGGGGAUGAGGAACACACUUGUUCUUGAUGACUUGGGACCAAGAAGAACAAAACGUCUUGAAAGGCAUGAAAGAAGCAAACGGGAGGCUAAUCAACAAUAUACUGCAGAGCCGACCAGUGAACCUGAAUCAGAGCCGACCGGCGAACCAGAAUCAGAGCCAAAUGGAGAACCAGAAUCCGAACCGACUGGCGAACCAGAAUCAGAGCCAACAGGCGAACCAGAAUCAGAGCCAACCGGCGAACCAGAAUCAGAGCCGACCGGCGAACCAGAAUCAGAGCCAACUGGCGAACCAGAAUCAGAGCCAACUGUCGAACCAGAAACAGAGCCAUCUGGCGAACCAGAAUCAGAGCCAACUGGCGAACCAGAAUCAGAGCCAACUGGCGAACCAGAAUCAGAGCCAAAUGGAGAACCAGAAUCCGAACCGACUGGCGAACCAGAAUCUGAGCCAACAGGCGAACCAGAAUCAGAGCCAACCAGCGAACCAGAAUCAGAGCCAACUGGCGAGCCAGAAUCAGAGCCACCCGGCGAACCAGAAUCAGAGCCAUCUGGCGAACCAGAAUCAGAGCCAACCGGCGAACCAGAAUCAGAGCCAUCUGGCGAGCCAGAAUCAGAGCCAAAUGGGGAACCAGAAUCCGAACCGACUGGCGAACCAGAAUCAGAACCAACUGGCAAGCCAGAAUCAGAGCCAACUGGCGAGCCAGAAUCAGAGCCGACCGGCGAACCAGAAUCAGAGCCAACUGCAGAACCAGAAUCAGAGCCAUCUAGCAAACCAGAAUCAGAACUGACCGGCGAACCAGAAUCAGAGCCAUCAGGUGAACCAGAGUCAGAGCCGACUGGCGAACCGGAAUCCGAGCCCACCGGAGAACCAGAAUCAGAGCCAUCAGGCGAACCAGAGUCAGAGCCAUCUGGCGAACCAGAGUCAGAGCCAUCUGGCGAACCUGAGUCGGAGCCAUCUGGCGAACCAGAAUCAGAGCCAACUGGCGAGCCAGAAUCAGAGCCAACUGGCGAGCCAGAAUCAGAGCCAUCUGGCGAACCAGAAUCAGAACCGACCGGCGAACCAGAAUCAGAGCCAUCAGGAGAACCAGAAUCAGAGCCGACUGGCGAACCGGAAUCCGAGCCGACCGGAGAACCAGAAUCAGAGCCAUCAGGCGAACCAGAGUCAGAGCCAUCUGGCGAACCUGAGUCGGAGCCAUCUGGCGAACCAGAAUCAGAGCCAACUGGCGAGCCAGAAUCAGAACCAACUGGCGAACCAGAAUCAGAGCCAUCUGGCGAACCAGAAUCAGAACCGACCAGCGAACCAGAAUCAGAGCCAUAUGGCGAACCAGAAUCAGAGCCGGUUGGCGAACCGGAAUCCGAGCCGACCGGAGAACCAGAAUCAGAGCCAUCUGGAGAACCAGAAUCAGAACCAUCCGUUGAACCAGAAUCAGAGCCAUCUGGCGAACCAGAAUCAGAGCCAACUGGCGAACCAGAAUCAGAGCCAUCCGGCGAACCAGAAUCAGAGCCAUCUGGUGAACCAGAAUCAGAGCCAUCCGGCGAACCAGAAUCAGAGCCAUCCGGCGAACCAGAAUCAGAGCCAUCUGGUGAACCAGAAUCAGAGCCAUCUGGCGAACCUGAGUCGGAGCCAUCUGGUGAACCAGAAUCAGAGCCAUCUGGCGAACCAGAAUCAGAGCCAUCUGGCGAACCAAAAUCAGAGCCAUCCGGCGAACCAGAAUCAGAGCCAUCUGGUGAACCAGAAUCAGAGCCGACUGGCGAACCAGAAUCAGAACCGACCGGCAAACCAGAAUCAGAGCCAUAUGGCGAACCAGAAUCAGAGCCGACUGGCGAACCGGAAUCCGAGCCGACCGGAGAACCAGAAUCAGAGCCAUCUGGUGAACCAGAAUCAGAACCAUCCGGUGAACCAGAAUCAGAGCCAUCUGGCGAACCAGAAUCAGAGCCAACUGGCGAACCAGAAUCAGAGCCAUCCGGCGAACCAGAAUCAGAGCCAUCCGGCGAACCAGAAUCAGGGCCAUCUGGCGAACCAGAAUCAGAGCCAUCCGGCGAACCAGAAUCAGAGCCGACUGGCGAACCAGAAUCAGAACCGACCGGCGAACCAGAAUCAGAGCCAUCUGGCGAACCAGAAUCAGAGCCAUCCGGCGAACCAGAAUCAGAGCCAACUGGCGAACCGGAAUCAGAGCCAUCCGGCGAACCAGAAUCAGAGCCAUCUGGCGAACCAGAAUCUGAGCCAACUGGCGAACCAGAAUCAGAGCCAACCGGCGAACCAGAAUCAGAACCGAGUGUGGAACCCGAAGCUGAAGCCGAGCCAAGCGCAGAACCAGAAUCGGAGUCUGAACCUGAACCUGUUGGCGAAGACUGGCCGGAACCAGGUCCCGACUGGAGCACACUUCCCAAUCUGAUAGGCGUUGCUUUCAAGUGUCACGUUUACAUCUUCGCAAUAUACUUCUCUCUCCUUACGCUGUACGGAAUCCAAAUUCUAAUUGCUCUCAUCUACGAAUUCAAGAAAGGCAACCGGAGUGUCCUGUCCCUUACCUUCAAUACUCUUCUCUUCCUGCUUGGCCUGACUCGAGCUAUAUCGCUCUUGGUCAACCCUUACGGAUCCAUCCAGAACUUGCCUUUAUUGCUUUCCCGCAUGAUGUGGUCAGUUGGCUUCCCUUGUUUGACAGCAGCGAUGACUACAGUUCUCCUGGUCUUGCUAGACACGACAAGGUUGUCUCUCGGUCCACCAAGGUUCCAAAAAUUUUCAACGAUUUCUUUCUGCUGCAGCGGUCACUUCAUAGCGGUCCUUGGCAGCGACUUGCUGGUGUCCUCCUUUGCCGACCUGAAGGUCCUUCUUGUCAUCUGCCAGUUCAUCUACGUUACUUGGAGUGGUUCGUUGGCUAUCGGGUUCUUCAGAGUGAGCUACAAGAUGAAGAAGAAUUUUUCCUCGACGUUCGCAAAGGGAGGAAUGAGAGGAGGCAAGGAGCAGAGAGCAUCUCCGCUGAGGCUGUACCGUAUGGUUAUCUACUGCGGGUUAGCAGCUCUAGCAAGCUGUAUCACCAACCUAUACGGGGCCCUGGGGGUCUUCGGUGUCUACUCAGACCUAGAGUUUGUCGAGGCCUGGCCCUGGUGGAUCUUCCAGACGGCCAUGCGGAUGGAGGAGGUCGCCAUGUCGGCUCUAGUAGUCAUGCUUGCCGGCAAGGCUGGUAAAGACGGCUUUGGGAAAUUCGUUGGGCUCCUCCGCAGAGGUUCUCUUCGGUGCUGGGCCAGACUCCGGAAGGUACGAGCCGGCCGGGUGCGACCAGAAUCAAGAAACGCGUCAUCCCCCGGGCGAUGGGCGACAUCCCGCGGCGGCUCUACAGAGAAGAUGAUGCUUAGCGAUGACCAAUCGGUGACUGUUGGAGUGAGUGCCGUGGCGGAUGCCAUGCAUGCCAUGGAAGGGUCCCAAAUGAAGCUAAUGUACACUGAUAAAAAUCUUCCUGUUGUAGCUGAACUGUGAAUAGCUAUCCCCAUAUGGAGGAAGGUCUAUUCCUUCCAAGAUCUGACCACCUAAUGCGAUAGGGUCGUGAUUACUGUUCAUCUGUGGAAAGUUACCACAAGCAAGUAUUGUACCCUGACUAUAUUCUUCCAGUAUUAGCUGAGUAGGGCCUACCUAAAUAAUGCCAGCGCAGUGGCCAAAAGGACCAUUCCGAAUUUGGCCAUUAGCCCCGCCCACGUUUGUUUCGCACCAUCUGACCACAAAGUCGUUAUCUAAUUGGUCAAUACGCACUGUUUGAUGGACAGUUCAGGAAAGGUUCGCUGUUCCUAAUUUUGUUCCUAAUCCAAUCUGUAUUGACGAAUAUUCUUGACCAAGUACUGAAAUAGGUUGACCAACUUUUUUAAUUGAAUGGUAAAUGACUAAAUUGAUUUUACUACAAGCAUGUGAAAUUCUUCUCCGGCGAAUUGGAAUAUUAGAAUCGGUAAAUUGGAAUGAGAAAUGUUUUGAAAUAGCCGGGAAAUGCUAUACUUAUAUAUAGGAGGUUCAGCAGUGAGUUCCUUU
Messenger RNA from Patiria miniata (bat star), 4293 nucleotides. RefSeq names its product cell surface glycoprotein 1-like. Bases 7 to 3753 code for a protein of 1248 amino acids. The record is from RefSeq and is a predicted model, not a curated record. The transcript is spliced from 2 exons. Lineage: Eukaryota; Metazoa; Echinodermata; Asteroidea; Valvatida; Asterinidae.